This is a messenger RNA of Coregonus sp. 'balchen', 1783 nucleotides long. NCBI's taxonomy places the organism in Eukaryota, Metazoa, Chordata, Actinopteri, Salmoniformes, Salmonidae. The record is from the annotation of a GenBank genome assembly.
AUGGUGAGGAAAUUCAAAGAUGCAGUUUGUAUGUACAUUUGGUAUAUUUUAGACAGUUAAAGUCAACGCCUGUCGCCUAGGUAAACAUUUAUUGUGCCACAACUUUGAAGUGAGUAAUAUGUAAUAGCUCUUUUCCCCCUAUUUUAUUGUAGGAGCUGUGUAAAGUGGAGUCCAGUACUGAUUCCGAGUCAGAUGUCAGUCCAAGAUGGUCUGAUACCAGCACCAUGGUAAUAUCUGGCACUGUGAAUUAGUCUCAUUCUAUGUCCUUUUGACUGACAGUAAAAUGUUAUGGUAGGCAUAGUCUACAAUAAUUAUGAGCAUGCAUGCCCUUAGCUCUCAAACUCUACCCGUACGAAAAAAAAGAGCGUAUAACUGCGGCCAAAACACGUUUUUUUUCACUGCAGUAAUUUUGCAGUGUCACUGCAGUUAUUCUGCAAUUACUGCGUCCAAAAUACCACAGUUGAUUGCAGUUACUGUGCUUUUACUGCAGUUUCAAAACUGCAAUAUUUUUUUGUAAGGGAAGGCGCCGUUCAUCCUCCAUCCACGAAAUUACACUUCCCGAGUUACGUUUACACACAGGUGUCCGGAGCACGCUAGAUGGUGGUCACCUCUGUCUUCCGUAAACAAGCGCUGUAACAUGGAGAUAUGGCCGCGUGGAAACACACAUCCUAUCAAGGUGUAUCAAUUUAACCAUAAAAAAAAUAUUAUUAUUUCUCGCAGAUAUUAAAGUUAAGUUCCUUAUAUUUCCAAAACUGUACCGCAAGCGACGCAUGUUAAUGUUCAGAUUGAGCAUCGGACUCCUAACAAAACUCCCUUGUACAGAAGAUGCCUUUGUGCAAUGACUUAUGUGUAAUGUAAUGGAACCGAGUCAUGAUCAAGGACUAGCAUACCCUCACCUUUUGAUACAGGUUAAAAAUCCUUUAAAAUAGUUGCUUUUAUAACAUUUAAGUCACCAAACCACAAUGUUAUUAUGCACUUUUUAACUAGUUUCUACAAUGUUACUCUGAUCAGGGAUGUGCAAGUAGUGCCCCAGAGAGCAGACAACCCAUUCAAAGGAUGCUAACAUGUACACACAAACCGGUGGGACGAUUUUCGUAUCAUUCUUUGGUAAGUAGUAUUGCAACUCGCAAGCAUUGACGAGCAAAUCGCUUACAUUCAUACAUUCCUUGGGGACAUACUAUACUUACAGUAUAAAAUACCCAUCUCGCUUCAGUCCUUGGACCCAUAUGACGGGAGCUCAGAAGAUUCGGAUGAGUCCAUGGGUGGUCCCAGGCGACCGAGGCAGGGAGGCUGCAGGUAUUGGGGCAGGAGCCAAAGAAGGAACAAUCACCCUCCAACUGUCAUCCUCAAAGAAGUGAUCAAAAGUGGUGGUCUAAGGGAUGGCCCAAUGGAGCCGCAUCUCAUUGAUGUCCAGAUGAGGUCAGCAAGUGACUCUGAGCUAUGGACAUGCAGCCACAGCAAGGGGCGGGGCCCUGUUGCUGAGACAUCUGCAGACUCAGGAGUGCUUGCUACUAAAUCCUCCCCCUGCACACCAGUGUCUCUCACUUUUGUGGGGGCAGCAACCUCUGUCCACAAUGUCCAGAUACCAGAGAGCACUUCAGAGAAAUCUCCUGACAGUCCUGUCCCCCUCAGGGGUCUCUUCAAAAGGAAAUUCGGUCUUCCAGGAGCAGAGACACCACAAGAUGGCGGCCACAGGAAGAGGCAGUGUGUCACCAAAAUGGAGACUGGGGAUUCUCCUCCUGAGGUGAGUUGGGCCCUGACCAGAAACAGUCCCCUAGCCUAG